Molecule: messenger RNA, 228 nt
Organism: Lodderomyces theae
Lineage: Eukaryota; Fungi; Ascomycota; Pichiomycetes; Serinales; Debaryomycetaceae
Exons: 1
Coding region: 1-228 (75 amino acids)
Source: RefSeq, a predicted model, not a curated record
AUGAUCCCUUCAAGAGUAUUGUUAGCCCAAGCCAAGAAUGUCAAGCCAAAAAUGAAGUAUCCAGUAGAGAUGACUCCAUUGUUUGUUGCUGUUGGAAUUGCUUGUGUUUCUGCAACCUUCUUCACAUACAGACAUCUUGCCAAUGACAAAGAAUUGAGGUUAUGGAAAAACGCAAACUUAUCAGAGUUGGACAAAGUUUUGGAUGAAGCUGAAGCAGGAAAGAAGUAA